Messenger RNA from Exaiptasia diaphana, 1739 nucleotides. RefSeq names its product aurora kinase A-B. Gene Ontology annotation, molecular function: protein kinase activity; ATP binding. Gene Ontology annotation, biological process: protein phosphorylation. Bases 1 to 1701 code for a protein of 566 amino acids. The transcript is spliced from 6 exons. The record is from RefSeq and is a predicted model, not a curated record. Lineage: Eukaryota; Metazoa; Cnidaria; Anthozoa; Actiniaria; Aiptasiidae.
AUGCAUUAUAAACAUGGAACAUUAUGCCUUAUCAAUUUUAUAAGGAGACAUUUGGACACACAUCUAUUUGAUGAAGACAGUCUUUCAGAUGAAAGCUUGCAAGCUGCAUCUACCAUAGGAUCUGAAGGUCAAGAAGAACCAAGGAAAUCCAAGCCACCACAGUGUAAUAAGGAUAUACAAAAAGCGAGUGACAGUUGUCAGCAGUUGCCAGUACACAAUGUGUYUUCAUCAGUCAGAAACGAACCAAGGAMAUCCAAUCCACCACAGUGUACUAAUAAGGAUAUACAAAAAGCAAAUGACAGUUGUCAGCAGUUGCCAGUACACAAUGUGUCUUCAUCAGUCAGAAACGAACCAAGGAAAUCCAAUCCAUCACAGUGUACUAAUAAGGAUAUACAAAAAGCAAAUGACAGUUGUCAGCAGUUGCCAGUACACAAUGUGUCUUCAUCAGUCAGAAACCAACCAAGGAAAUCCAAUCCACCACAGUGUAAUAAGGACAUAGAAACAGCAAUCCAGUCACAAGUACAUGUAGUAAAAGGGUGUUGUAGCUGUAAAAGAGGAAGCAAUUCACAGUUGCCAAUAUGCAAUGUGUCUGCUGAGUACAAUAGCCUGCCAGGACCACAUGUCCAUCCACAUGCUUUCCUGCCACAGUGCUUUUUUAGUCGUGGACCAUGUUGGUCAGCUCCCAACUAUAUGCCACCAAGCUAUUACCAGCUAUCACCUGGCCCAAGCAGUUGUUGYCACCACAAACCUGAACUCAUUGGAAUUCCUAACGCUGAGCCAGCAAAACCACUGACAUCUGCAGCAUCACAACCAAAKAUGUCACGUGAUGAAGCAAGUGGUGACUUCGUAAAUGUUGAMAAAGAUGUUUAUCUUAAAAAGCAAGACAUUUCUAGUAUUGACAUCGUGCAUAGUGACCUAACAUUCCUAGAAGAAAUUGGAGCUGGUCAGUUUGGCAAAGUGUAUAGAGGGCUAUGGAAAGGAAUGCAAGUGGCAAUUAAAGAAAUAAAAACUACAGUUGCAUCAGAUUUAAAGGAGGUCAAGUUGUGCAGCCGUCUGAGACAUCCAAAUGUGAUCAUGCUCCUUGGCCAUGUGAAGACGGAGAACUCCCUUUUACUGGUUACUAAUUACAUCAAGGGACAAACCUUAGCCAUGGCGUUGGGCCUUCACUCUGGAAAUACAUACCCAAUUUUGGAUAGCAAGUGGAAUGGUUUUGUUUUAUUCAAUAUUUGCCAGGGUAUGGCAUAUAUACAUGAAAAACAAAUAAUCCAUCAGGAUUUAAAGCCAGCCAAUAUCAUGGUUGAAUUCCCAAGCCUCAAACCUWUCAUAUGUGACUUGGGUGUAAGCAAACUGGUAGAUUCUACACACGCCACCAACGCAGGAGGGAAUCCUGGAAGUAUUGCCUACCAACAUGAAGAGCAAAUGAAUGGCAUCAAGCCAACACAAGCAGUAGAUGUCUACUCCUUUGCAGUUAUUAUGCUUGAAACCUACUCCCGGAUGCCUGUAUGGAMGGGCAUGUCUGCUGCCCAGGUGACAAGAGCAAUAAUAAUAGACAACACAUAUCCGAACUAUGAUUUGCCUAAUGUACCAAUCAAAGCAAAGGAAAUAAUUGCUGCGUGCUUUCAAAAAGCCUGUGAUAGGCCUUCAUUUGUUUCAUUACUGCCUGUGUUAGAGCCUCUUCUUGACAAUGUAGAUAUUUGGUAACUAUAUUACUUUUUCCACCCAGUUCAUAUUAUUAUGUU